AUGCUCGAGUCCCUUCUGCGCGCUCGCGUGCUCUACGGGGCCGUGGCCAUGUCUGUGAGCGUGCUCGUGUUCUCCUUCUUGCAAGAGCGCGAGCAGAUCAAGGACAAGAAAUCCGAGUCGGCCGAGCGCGCAGUAAGUACGAAACGCUUUUUUGAAGCCAUUGAGCGCAUGUCGCACUUAACGACGGCCCAGCGCGUGGAAAUCCAGCGGUUUUGGCGCAACUUAAGUACGAAAAAACACCCACAGCAUCGUCGAACGUGCCGCGAUUAUCGACUUGGGAAAUGCCACUCGAGUUUGUCACUGGAGACGGAGGACGAGAGGCGUGAUGACGACCAAGUGAUUGUGAUGAAGGACGUGCAGGACUUUGCGCUGGAGUACACGCGCGUGUUCCCCACGACUUUUCCCGAGACUCAAGUCCUCGAAGCUGCUGAGAAAGCGGCGGAUGCAGGCGAGCACGGAGGCACGGCUUGGAGUGGUCUUGUCGACAGCACGAGCACGAUGAUCGUGUCUACGGGCAAGCGGUUGAACCACAUUGCCAAAGACACUAAAGACGAAGUGCAGUUGGCGAUGCAUCGGACCGUGCGGAAAGUGCUGGAGAGUGCACUCGAUAUCGUGGCUGGAAAGUUGCAACAGACGUUGAAAGAUCCGGAUAUGCCGGAGUAUCUAAAGACGAACAUUGAUAUUGGCAUUCAACAGUUUAUGCCGGACGUCAAGAUGGAGAUUUUUCGCAAAACACGGGAACUAUUUGGUCAAGGUGUUCAGGCGACCCAAGUCGAAACAAGAGAUUUGCAAAAUCGGGGUGAAAGAGCUUUGCAGCAAGGACAAGGAGAUGCCUGUGACUUUCUCGUCACGAACCAAAGGUUCCGCAUCUUUCGACGCCUGCGUGCACACAUUCUGCACCACUUGUUUCCGCAUGAUAAGACGAUCUGGCGGUCUCUCAGAGACCCAUGGUGGAUUGCAUACACUAGUGCAGGUCUUCUACCUGUGAUCGGCCAGUUGUGGUGGAUCUUUCUGUUCCUCAUAAAGGACAAGACGAACGAACAUCAGUUGUGCGAGUUCAUCGUGGGGUUCAAGGCUGCGCACUUUAUCACGCUGGGCAUCAUGCAUAUGACGUUUGGCGUCUUUAUGUAUGUGACAUGUAUCGUGCAAGGCUCUAUGCUAAGCUGCCAAAAUGGCGGUGGUCCUGCACUAAGUGAGGGAACAGCGUGCUUUUUCGCGUUGCAGAUUCUGCUCGUCUGGGCGGCAUUCCUUCGGUUACCUUACACCGAGCGUCCAAAGGAGACGACACCGUAUUCGACACAAUCGAUGGAGCAACGAGAACGUAGCGUGUUACGCGAUGCAUUUGGUAACGAAGUGCAUUUGAAUCGUGGUGGCUACCUGAUGAAGUUUUGCGGCUACGAGACAGUAUCCUUCAUCGUAGUGAUGGCCCUUGCGGGUCUUGUGCUUUGCCUACCAUUCGAGUCGUGGCAGCGUCGAGCGUUGUUCUACUGGAUUCGCACCGCGUAUGGACUCUUUUCGUUCCCUUUCCUGAUUUUCAAGAUUCCCGUGCUGGCAAAAGUGUUGAUGCACACUCGACAAAUGGGUUACAACGAGUUGGGCGAAACCGUGCGGUUUGUCGUCAAGAAGCGGGUUGAGUGA
Peronospora matthiolae is the source of this 1638-nucleotide messenger RNA. NCBI's taxonomy places the organism in Eukaryota, Oomycota, Peronosporomycetes, Peronosporales, Peronosporaceae. The record is from the annotation of a GenBank genome assembly.